AUGUACCAGGACGUGGAACCAAAACGUGUAGACGUAGAAAAUAAUCGGCCGAAAACUACCGCCACUGAUGAUUCAUUGACCAAUGAAGGGCAAGCUAUAAAUGGUGACUCGAAUAAAUCACAAUCUUUUCAAAUGCCACGUGCUCCACCUCAUGUUUAUUCAUGUUUCGUCGUUAAUAGAACGUCCGAACAGAUAGAGUGUAUGCUUAAAUAUGAUGGACGACCAGGCGAAGAAAAAUUCGAUGAAGUGAUCAAUGUAACUAUUCCUGCCAAUUCUGAGCAUUAUUUUCCUCGUAAAUUCUUUCAACCUGAUCUACCUGAAUCCUACUGCAAAUGGGUCAAAAUUGUGACACAUGUCCGAGUUAAAAAGCAGAAUGGAAAAUUUUUGGAGAUUGACUAUCCAUUCGAAAAUGUUCAUGCUCCAAUACGAAAUUGGGAGUUUCAUGUGCGAGACGAGGGUGACAUACUCUCGAAGCCUCCGACGCGCGUCGUUAAUGUUCUGAAAUAUGAAAAUCUCGAUCAAUAUGAAUGUUAA
Messenger RNA from Rotaria socialis, 534 nucleotides. The record is from the annotation of a GenBank genome assembly. Lineage: Eukaryota; Metazoa; Rotifera; Eurotatoria; Philodinida; Philodinidae.